Messenger RNA from Manis pentadactyla (Chinese pangolin), 6108 nucleotides. RefSeq names its product DNA methyltransferase 3 alpha (gene DNMT3A). NCBI's taxonomy places the organism in Eukaryota, Metazoa, Chordata, Mammalia, Pholidota, Manidae. Gene Ontology annotation, molecular function: DNA (cytosine-5-)-methyltransferase activity. Gene Ontology annotation, biological process: negative regulation of DNA-templated transcription. The record is from RefSeq and is a predicted model, not a curated record. Gene Ontology annotation, cellular component: cytoplasm; nucleus. Bases 2888 to 6082 code for a protein of 1064 amino acids. The transcript is spliced from 26 exons.
UAAUUACAAUUGUACUAUACUCUAUUUUUUAUGGGCUAAAAUACAUAUAACGUGAAAUGUACCAUUUUAACCAUUUGUAAGUGUACAGUUAAGAGGCAUUAAGUACAUUCAUAAAUUGUUCAACCAUCACCAACAUCCGUCUCCAGAACUUUUUAAUCAUCCCAAACUGAAAUUCUGUACCCAUUAAACACUAACUCUCCACUCUUCUACCCCCCAGCCCUGGCAACCACUAUUCUUUCUGCCGCAUAUAAGUGGAAUCAGACAAUAUUUAUCCUCUUGUGCCUGACUUAUUUCACUUAGCAUAACAUCAAGGUUCAUCCAGAUUGUAGCAUGUGUCAGAAUUUCCUUCCUUUUUAAGUCUGAAUAAUAUUCUGUUGUGUGCACAUGCCCCAUUUUAUGUAUCCACUCACCAGGUAAUGAACAUUUGGGUCAUCUUCAUGGCUGGUAUGAAUAAUGGCUACUAUGAACGCUAGCGUACAAAUGUCUGUUUGAGUCUCUGCUAUCAGCUGAAGUGGGAUUGCCGGAUUGUAUGAUACUUACAUGUUUAUUUUUGUGAAGAACUUCCAUACUGUUUUCCACAGAACCUUUGUGGUUUUAAGUCACCAAGAUGUGGGUUGUUACAGCAGGAUAACCUCGCCUAUCCUGACUGAUACUGCUCCUCACCCCAGAUGAUCUAGGAUCAAUCAUGAUUCAGGUCACAGUGGGGCAGACACAGUGAGAGGGUGUAGAAGUCCAAAGACUAACUCAAUCUGAACUGGACCCAGUGUGGUAUGUGGUAAGAAGGGCAGAGUGGGGUCAGCCAGCAUUGAUAUGGCUCUUCUUGGGACCACCUGGAGGGUCCUCCUCAUGCCAAAGAUGUCAUGGUCAGGCUCUGUAACUGACCCUGGAGCUUCUUCCAGAAUGCAAACCCCCUAACAUAGUCCCCUUGGGCCUCUUGACCCCAGCAACACAGGCAUCCGAGGUCACACACAUCAUGCACUCCCAAUGAUUUCAUCACAAAUAGUCCUACUGAAAAGAAACUUACACAUGCCCAUCUUGACCUUGAGAAUUUCAGCUUGUUAAGAACAGCUAUAAUGUUUUAAAGGUGUGGUGUGGUAAUUUCAAAGUCAGAUGAAUCAGGCUUUGAAUCCUGGAUCUCCCACUUCCCAGCUGUGUGGCUUUAACUAAGCCUCAGUUUUUUCAUCUGUAGAGUGAGGAUGAUACAAAUAACUUCACGCGGUUGGUAAGGAAUAAGAGAAGUGUCAAGUCUGGUGCCUGGCACAUAGGAAACUCUCAGUAAACAGCCACUGCUAUUUGGGAGAAUUAUAUAAGCCUUUGAGGAAGGGAGCAGUAUGGCAGCCAUCUUUCUAAACAUGGUCUUCCCCUCAGCCAAGCUUUAGUUGUCCUGAUGUUGAAAAUAAAGUGGCAAGGAGCCUGCAGUGCACACAGUCAUCCAACCAAGGUUUACUGAGGACCACUGUGUGCCAAGUGCUGGGCGAGAGAGACAGAUGUGGUCCCUGUCCUUGCGGAAGGAACAUAAUGAAUCUCUGCAACUGGUCAAGCAGAGACCAUGGAUAGCAGGGCCUAUUAUCAGUGCCAUGGUAUUAUAACUUGCAUGAGGGUGACAGUGAAACAGGCCAGGACAACUGCGUGCAGUGGCCUCUGACCUUGAGAUUCAGGGAGUAGGGUAGACUGAAAGAUCUGGAAGCAUUAGAGGGCUCCCAGAAGGAAAACCUCUUAGAUGAAAGGUCAGUUCUGUGUCACCAAGAGUUAGGUAACUCUGUUCCUGUGACCCUCAGAGGGAUGACAUCAGUGGAGGGGAAGGGAAAAGUAGGACUGGUUUCAACAGUGAGGCCUGGUUGCCCAUCUUCAUAGCUUCUGCCCACAGUGGGAUUGUGGGUGCCCGGGGAAGGGAGCACACUGUGUCCUGAGUCAGGGCACCCAUGUAGCUGAAGCACUGAGUAGAUGGGGGUGCACAGAAGACUGGUCCCCUUGGGCCUCUUGUGGGCAGAAGUGGGGCUCUAUGCUAUGUGGCCAGGGGGACCCCGCACCAAGACCAAGAGGUGGGUGUUGGGAAAUAGAUGAGCAGAGGGUGACUGUGCUGGCGGAAGUAGACGGAGACGCUCCAAGUCAGAAAUCUGGAGCCUUGAGAACUCUAUGGGAAAUGAGAACAGCCCCCACGGUAGAGGUGAGUAGGCAAAGGCGUGAGUAAGCGUGAGGGUGGAGAGUAGGUGUGCACAGAAUCAGAGCUGGAAGGGAUCUUCAGUGUCAUUUAGAUCGACCUCCUACUCCACGAAGUCUUUCUGAGGCAUUCAACUCUACUUGGACACCUCAAGGUACGGGGAACUCACUCCCUUAAAGGGGGUACAUCCUGUAGAGCAGCUCGACCCUCCAGGACGAUCUGGAUGGGCCUGGAACUCCGACCUUGGCCUUGUUGAGUGAGCUGUCUUCCACCGGGCGGCGGUACCUGGAGAAGGUGGCGGGGUGGCGUGGGGGUUGCGGUGCGGAUGGGCCGGCGCUGCUGUCCCCAGCCCCAGUGCUGAGGCAGGCAGAGUGCAGUGGACUCUGGUGGAGGUCGGGAGAACUGCAGGGUAAAGGCCGCCGGGGGCUACGCGGGCUGCCGGGGGGAGGCACUUGACACCUGCCGGGGGAGAGGAGGGGCCGCUGUCCCUGCGGCCAGUGCUGGAUGCGGGGACCCAGCGCAAAGACAGCGCCAGGUGGAGCCACUGGAAGCCCAAACCCACAGGCAGCCCAGGGCAGAGUUUCACCGGAGUUCCACUCAGCAUCCGAAUCUAUGUCUAAGUUCUAACUCUUGCUUACAAAGACCACGAUAAUUCCUUCCCCAAAGCCGAGCAGCCCCGCAGCCCCGCGCAGCCCCAGCCUGCCUCCCGCGGUCCAGCUGCCCGCGAUGCCCUCCAGCGGCCCCGGGGACACCAGCAGCUCCGCUCUGGAGCGGGCGGAGGACCGCAAGGAGGGAGAGGAGCAGGCGGAGGCUCGUGGCAAGGAGGAGCGGCAGGAGCCCAGCACAACCGCACGGAAGGUGGGGCGGCCUGGGAGGAAGCGCAAGCACCCCCUGGUGGAAAGCAGCGACAUGCCAAAGGACCCUGCGGUGACCUCCAAGACCCCAUCCAUGGCCCAGGACUCAGGCCCCUCAGAACUGUUGCCCAAUGGGGACUUGGAGAAACGGAGUGAGCCCCAGCCAGAGGAGGGGAGCCCUGCUGGGGGGCAGAAGGGCGGGGCCCCAGCAGAGGGAGAGGGUGCAGCUGAGACCCUGCCCGAAGCCUCCAGAGCCGUGGAGAAUGGCUGCUGCACCCCCAAGGAGGGUCGAGGAGCAGAAGAGGGGCUCGGUGGGGUCGCUGUAACCCAGACCUGCCCUGGCCCGGGGGCGGACUCAAAGAGCCCCAGGGCACCUCUGGUGGGAGAGGGCAAAGAACAGAAGGAGACCAACAUCGAAUCCAUGAAAAUGGAGGGCUCCCGGGGCCGGCUGCGGGGUGGCUUGGGCUGGGAGUCCAGCCUCCGCCAGCGGCCCAUGCCGCGGCUCACCUUCCAGGCGGGGGACCCCUACUACAUCAGCAAGCGCAAGCGGGACGAGUGGCUGGCACGCUGGAAAAGGGAGGCUGAGAAGAAAGCCAAGGUGAUUGCAGUAAUGAAUGCUGUGGAAGAAAACCAGGGGUCUGGUGAGUCUCAGAAGGUGGAGGAGGCCAGCCCUCCUGCAGUGCAGCAGCCCACAGACCCUGCAUCGCCUACUGUGGCCACCACGCCUGAGCCUGUGGGGGCUGAUGCUGGGGAUAAGAACGCCACCAAAGCAGCCGAUGAUGAACCAGAGUACGAGGACGGCCGGGGCUUUGGCAUUGGGGAGCUGGUGUGGGGGAAACUGCGGGGCUUCUCCUGGUGGCCAGGCCGCAUUGUGUCUUGGUGGAUGACGGGCCGGAGCAGAGCAGCCGAAGGCACCCGCUGGGUCAUGUGGUUCGGAGACGGCAAGUUCUCAGUGGUGUGUGUUGAGAAGCUGAUGCCACUGAGCUCCUUCUGCAGUGCUUUCCACCAGGCCACCUACAACAAGCAGCCCAUGUACCGCAAAGCCAUCUAUGAAGUCCUGCAGGUGGCCAGCAGCCGGGCAGGGAAACUGUUCGCAGCAUGCCAUGACAGCGACGAGAGUGACACUGCCAAGGCCGUGGAGGUGCAGAACAAGCAGAUGAUCGAGUGGGCCCUCGGAGGGUUCCAGCCCUCUGGCCCCAAGGGCUUGGAGCCACCGGAAGAGGAGAAGAACCCCUACAAAGAAGUUUACACAGACAUGUGGGUUGAACCUGAGGCAGCUGCCUAUGCACCACCCCCACCAACCAAAAAGCCCCGAAAGAGCACAACUGAGAAGCCCAAGGUCAAGGAGAUCAUUGACGAACGGACAAGAGAGCGGCUGGUGUACGAGGUGCGGCAGAAGUGCCGGAACAUUGAGGACAUUUGCAUCUCUUGCGGGAGCCUCAAUGUCACCCUGGAACACCCUCUCUUCAUCGGAGGAAUGUGCCAAAACUGCAAGAACUGCUUCCUGGAAUGUGCGUACCAGUACGAUGACGAUGGCUAUCAGUCCUACUGCACCAUCUGCUGUGGGGGGCGUGAGGUGCUCAUGUGUGGGAACAACAACUGCUGCAGGUGCUUUUGCGUCGAGUGUGUGGAUCUCUUGGUGGGGCCAGGGGCUGCCCAGGCAGCCAUUAAGGAAGACCCCUGGAACUGCUACAUGUGCGGGCACAAGGGCACGUACGGGCUGCUAAGGCGGCGGGACGACUGGCCCUCUCGGCUCCAGAUGUUCUUCGCCAAUAACCACGACCAGGAAUUUGACCCUCCGAAGGUUUACCCACCUGUCCCAGCUGAGAAGAGGAAGCCCAUCCGGGUGCUGUCUCUGUUUGAUGGAAUUGCUACAGGGCUUCUGGUGCUGAAGGACUUGGGCAUUCAGGUGGAUCGCUACAUCGCCUCAGAGGUGUGCGAGGACUCCAUCACGGUGGGCAUGGUGCGGCACCAGGGGAAGAUCAUGUACGUCGGGGACGUCCGCAGCGUCACGCAGAAGCAUAUCCAGGAGUGGGGCCCGUUCGAUCUGGUGAUUGGGGGCAGUCCUUGCAAUGACCUCUCCAUCGUCAACCCUGCCCGCAAGGGCCUCUACGAGGGCACUGGCCGGCUCUUCUUUGAGUUCUACCGCCUCCUGCAUGAUGCGCGGCCCAAGGAGGGAGAUGAUCGCCCCUUCUUCUGGCUCUUUGAGAAUGUGGUGGCCAUGGGCGUUAGUGACAAGAGGGACAUCUCACGAUUUCUCGAGUCUAACCCCGUGAUGAUUGAUGCCAAAGAAGUGUCAGCUGCACAUAGGGCUCGCUACUUCUGGGGGAACCUUCCUGGUAUGAACAGGCCGUUGGCAUCCACUGUGAAUGAUAAGCUGGAGCUGCAGGAGUGUCUGGAGCACGGCAGAAUAGCCAAGUUCAGCAAAGUGAGGACCAUUACUACUAGGUCGAACUCCAUAAAGCAGGGCAAAGACCAGCAUUUCCCCGUCUUCAUGAAUGAGAAAGAGGACAUCUUAUGGUGCACUGAAAUGGAAAGGGUAUUUGGCUUCCCCGUCCACUAUACUGACGUCUCCAACAUGAGCCGCUUGGCCAGACAGAGACUCCUGGGCCGGUCGUGGAGCGUGCCGGUCAUCCGCCACCUCUUCGCUCCGCUGAAGGAAUAUUUUGCUUGUGUACCUCAGAACUUUCCUGCUAUUGAACAUUCUACUAGAAAGCAAACUUCCCAAAAGAGCAUCCAGGACCUCUUAGCUUUUGAGACAGGCCUGGGAGUGUCUGGUGGAGAUGCCCGUGUGAGUUUUGGUCUGGAGGCUUGGAAAUCCAAAAUAAGGACUGGCAGCCCCAUGCUCUCUCUGCAGCCUCUACAGAGGAUCCUUCCUUGCCUCGUCCAGCUUCAGGUGUCCCCAGAUGUUUCUUGGCUGGGGCAGCAUCAUUCCAAUCCCUGCCUCGGUCUCUGCAUGACCAUCUGUGUCCUCUCUGUUGGCAUCUGUGUGCAAAUUUCCCACUUCUUACAAGGACACCAGUCAUGUUGGAUUGGAGUACACCCUGAUGACCUCAUCUUAACUUGAUGACAUCUGCAAAGGCCCUCUUUCCA